Molecule: messenger RNA, 1623 nt
Organism: Angiostrongylus costaricensis
Lineage: Eukaryota; Metazoa; Nematoda; Chromadorea; Rhabditida; Metastrongylidae
Source: the annotation of a GenBank genome assembly
AUGAGUGGUGCAUCGAAACCAAAAGAUGGUUUGGCGAAUACUGACUUUUCGCAGUCAGUUGAAACAAGCUUUCCCCAAGCGACAGAGACGAAGGUUUACUACUAUCUUGACGAUGAUACCACUCCUUUCGUAUCAAUAUUACCAGUACCUCCAGAGUUAGCCACCCUAAAAGACUUCAAGAAAGUUUUCACCAAGAAGGGCUUCAAGUACUUCUGUAAAGGACUGGAUGCUGACAUCAAAAGGGAAGUCAAAAUUGAGCUCGUUGAUGAUUCUGCACUUUUGAAACGAUCGUCGAAUGGCUUGUUCGAGAUAUUCUUACAUAGCUGUGGUGGUGUAGGAGUGGCACGUUCUGGAACUCUUCCAAGAAGAGGACAAGCUGAUUAUAUGUGCGAUCUUGACGUUUUGGACAAGGACGUGCUGGUGAACAUCUCGCCGAACUAUACACUUCAAACUCUGAGAAUUUCUACAAGUAUGAAGAGUCAGCUAGGUAUCCCUCUUUGCGCCAAUGGUGCGUAUAAUGACGUUGGUAAAGUACGAAGAAGGAAACCUAGGAAAGAACGUUUUAGGAAGGCCUAUGUGCCAAGUACUAUCAGCUCUAUUACUGAGAGCAGCAUGACUAGCUUGUCCCUUCCUCGUAUUCUGGAAGUUAAUCUAUCAAUGAGAACAACGCCUUACCUUGGUAUUUCUGUUGGUAGUUUUCAAGGAAGCAUACUGGUUAGCGAGAUAUUGCCAGAUGGUGCAGUUGCUAAAGAUGGUCGGAUAGAAGUUGGCGACCAAAUAGUACAGGUGAACAACCGCUCGUUCGAAAACCUCACAGAAGCACAAGCUGUUCGUUUACUUAGAGAAGUUGCCGCUGCAAAAAAGUGGGUUACACAUCCUGACUUUUUUUUAGCCUUACUGUUUGUUCGUCAGUGUGUUCGAUUCGUAGAAGGCAAAGCGCCACUUGUUUUAUUUGUUGCGAAGUAUUCACGUGGUAACGAUUAUGACCCAUUAUCGUCAUUGGCGUCGGAGACUUUACCACUUGAUGUCUCACUCUGGGUACAAACUGCUGCGUACGUUCUUCAGUAUCAUAAUUAUAGAAUUUUUACUGACGAACGUGCGUUGUAUGCGCAAAGACGACAUGGUAUACCUCAUCAUAAUAUCGAGGAACUAGAAAGACGGAGGGAAAAUGAGCAGAAUGAACAUAAAGCCGCUCAACGCCUCUCAGUAGCCAUGGAUCCUGUUGUGAUUUUAAGAGCACUAGCACGACCAGAUUCUGGACUGCAAGUAAAGAACAGAAAGUGGUUGAAAAUCCUAGUUCCGAUGUCCUUCAUAGGUCGGGAUCUCGUUGACUGGCUUCUUGAACACGUCGAAGAUUUAAGCGACAGAAAAGCUGCUCGACAAUAUGCAGCUGAACUUCUUAGAGCAGGACUUAUUCGACAUGUAGUCAGCAAAUUAACAUUUACGGAAAAGUGUUACUAUGUGUUUGGCGACGCAAUUGUUGGAGUUCGUGGAGGAGCCGAUAGCACACAAAAUAGUGGUGGAACACUAAAGGUUGAAGCUACUACGGAAGUAACAUACGUAGGAUCUCCAGCUCCUACAGGUCAGAGAGAUGUUCUUUAUGACUUUGUAAGUAGACCGUGA